GCAAGUCCGCCUUGCGCCAUGGCAGACCCCUUCGAAGUGCGGCAGCGCUUCACAACGCUGCUCUCGCACCUGUCGGCGUCGCACACAUCCAUCCAGAAAGCCGCGAGCUAUGCGCUUAAAAACCGCGACAUGGACGAGGACCUACACAGCUGCAUUCUGGAGCAGCUGGAGCGCACCAACAUGAACACGCGCGCGAACAUCAUGUUCUUCAUCGAGAGCCUGUGUGAGUUGGCUGUCAAGGAUGCCGGGCCGAGUACAGGCGAGGGCAGUGCAAUGGGCUUCGUGAGGAUGCUGCAGCGGGACAUAUUGCCUGUGGUCGAAUGUGUGAUUGGCGAGGAGGGCGCCAACGUGAGGGUUGUGCGGAAGGUCCUGAACACGCUCCAGAAGAUCGACAUCCUCCUCCCAGAAACCGUCUCAGAGCUCGAAGCGGUGCUCCGGACCCGCGAACCAGACGACCCCUUCGACGGCUCGCCCGCGAAUAACGUCUCUGCAAAAAACGCCAAGUUGGACAAGCGCCAGAUCGAACAUCGGAUAGAAGAAGACCGCGAACGGCAUAAGAGGCUGCGGGAGAGCAUAUGGGCGGUACCUGGCGAGGGCGAGGAGGAGAUGCACAGGCUGUGGGACGAGGCGAGUAAUAUUGGGGAGGACGAUUACAUCAUUGGCAAGGAAGACAAGGAGGAGAGGGAUCAAGCUAUUGCGUUUGGUUGAGUGGAAACAUCAGAGCUGGCAUACGAUGUUGUUACAUGUGGGCUUUGCAUUCGGAAAAGCAUACGGCGUUUGGGACUCUCGCAUUUUCCAGGCGCAACGGGCUGAUACCCAGGACGGUGCUCUACAGACAUUGCAUUAUUCGAACGGAGAUC
Didymella exigua CBS 183.55 is the source of this 860-nucleotide messenger RNA. RefSeq lists its product as uncharacterized. The transcript has 2 exons. Gene Ontology annotation, cellular component: CTDK-1 complex. Gene Ontology annotation, biological process: positive regulation of transcription by RNA polymerase I; positive regulation of DNA-templated transcription, elongation. The coding region runs from base 19 to 708 and encodes 229 amino acids. NCBI's taxonomy places the organism in Eukaryota, Fungi, Ascomycota, Dothideomycetes, Pleosporales, Didymellaceae. The record is from RefSeq and is a predicted model, not a curated record.